AUGGCACUCGAAGUAGACUCUUUUGUUCACUUGCGACCUGAUGCUGUAGCACACACAGAUACGAAUCAUAAGGACGUGAAUACUAAGGAUCAGACGAAACACACUACGCAUCAUGUGUAUGAGAUGACAGAGAGUUCAUCGGAUGAAAGUCUUUACGAGACGUCAUCUAGCGAUUCCAAUCGAAUGAUGAGUGAUACUAUCAAGUCAGAUGCUGAUACUGAAGUAACGUUGACUGCUAAUGACAAAGCUAUUGAAAAGAAAGAAGAAGAAGAAGAAGAAGAAGAGAAGAAGAAAAAAAUGGCUCAAACAAUGGACACGAACGUGUACAUUUCAGAGCGUGAGGAGCAUUACAAUACGAAAAAUGUGGCUGAUAUGCACUAUUUGUUCACAAACGACAAGCUCAAGGACGAACCACCGGCAGUUGUGUUGAAGUUGGACCCGUUUUGUAUUCCAAGAGUGACGGACAAUGUGCCCAAUUAUCGGCCAAUGCUCAAUCCAUUAAGUAUUUUUCUCGGCGAAGAUCAGUUGCUACCUGGAAACUUCAGGUUAGAUCCGUUGGAGCGACCGCCAAAUGCGUGUGGAAAAGCGGCAAAGCUGGAGGAUAAAAAUGAACCUAAUGGAAUACUGCCUCUUCCGGGUAGCUCAUCAUCAAUAUCGAGCACUGGAAAACAGUUUUGUGCGAAAAAUAGUACCUUUAUGGGCACUAUGCCUCGACAAACGGAGUUUGCAGAGACUCAAGUUUCGAACAAACGUUUCCAACACGAUGGACUGUUUUGCCCAUUGCCGCCAAUUCUGAGGGUCCCGCCGCCUGCUUCAAAAGAUGACCGAUCAACACGAAUGAAUAGGAAAUCAGGCAACAAGCUACUUGCUUCGAGCAGUCAUAAUGGUGAAGAUGCAUCGACAUUGUUUACUGGAGAUAGCAUUGCUACUCCUGCUUCGCUCUCUGACGCGAUGUUAUUAUCAUCCAUCCAGCAUACUCUUGACAUCACGACGGCUACUUUGGUAGCGACUAGUGGCACUAUGCCUUCAGAAGAUAGUGCCACCGAAAAUGCGUCGUCACUUGCCGAAGGGAGUUCUACAUGCCAGAUCCAGCCACUUGAACCGCUGGAUUCCGCUACCGCCACACUCACUAACUUUCUGCCAACCAGCCGAAGCUCGUCUAGGCUGAACAGUAGCAAAUCUCUGAACGAGCAGCAGUUCGACGCAAUUGGAGGUAAGAAUCCUGUCAACAUCUUGACGAGCUAUUCCGUUGGCGAUCCUGGUGCAUCUGACAGCUCACCGGUCGAACAUCAGACCAGUACCCCAUAUGCUAGUCUUUUCAUCGAUAGUAGUCAGGGUAGACCUACCGAUUUGACCAUGCAGACUUUUUUUUCAGCACUAGGUUCGAUUUUCAUCACUACACCCACAACCACUGCGGCAGGUAAAAGUGCGGGGCUCAUCAUGCUGCCCGGGCGGUCUAACGAAGGAGUCCCACGUCGUCCAGGAGCAAGGAAGCCGCGUGCAAAAAACAUAAUUCGACCGUGCACUUCUCCAGGAUGCACAAAGGGUGCCCGAGGCAAGUCUGGGCUGUGUCAAAAGCAUGGCGGUGGCAAACGUUGUGCUACACCAAACUGCCCGAAAGGUGCACAGGGUAGCAGUGCCAUGUGCCUUUUCCACGGAGGCGGUUAUCGUUGUACAGUGGAAUGGUGUUCUACAGGUGCUCGUGGCACGUCAGGCCUAUGUGCGAAGCAUGGUGGCUACAAGAAGGGCAAAGCUGGUAAGCGUAAACCGAUCGAACGAAGUGCUGCCGUGAAGCGGAUACGCACCAAUGAUUCGCAAGCUUCACCUGCUGCAGUUAACGCAGCAUAA
Messenger RNA from Peronospora belbahrii, 1848 nucleotides. Lineage: Eukaryota; Oomycota; Peronosporomycetes; Peronosporales; Peronosporaceae. The record is from the annotation of a GenBank genome assembly.